AUGACCGUCCAGGCGAGGAGGCACUCCGCAGCAUACAAGCCCCCAUCACCUUAUAAUUCACGAGAUACAGACGUCGAAAAACAACCUACCAUCGGCCGUCACACAUACCAUCACCACCAAAGCGAUGACGCCAAUUCCGGCGACGAGUCGCUGGACGACAAUAAUGUCGCGGAGUCCUACCCGCCGCCCCUCGUAGCUGGCGGGAGUCUUCGCCGCCCCCAAGCUAGCGUCGGGUUUCGCGUGCCCCAACGAAUCAUGCGUUGGCUCUGCUUCGCGCUGUUCGCGACCCUCGUCCUCUUCAUCCUCACCCUCUUCCGAUUUACACUCUCCGGUACCGCUUCAACAGUCGCAGCCGACCUGCCCAAGGUCGCCGGCACCCCCAAACCGCCACAAUGGGAGAGCUUCCCGUUCCUCAGUCGCUACGAGGGCGGUAUCUCUUCCUUGGUCCCACGCGCUGAUAAUGUCCCUGAAUAUCCCGGUGAUGGCUCUGAGGACAUGGGUAUGGGGUUGGAACAAAGCAACGAGAAGGAGCAGGAGCAGGAACAGGACGCCAAGAAGGUCUCCAAGAGGAAUUUGGCCCCGAACAUGUUGAGUAAUGUGUUUAAUCCUUAUCCUGACUACCAGUCGCCGGAAUACAUAGGGAAACACGGCGAAAAGCGCGAAUGCUUCCUCAAUGCUGAAAACACGCUACGGGUUCCGUCCAUCCAAAGCUACGCUGGAGUUCCAAAGGGCUUCCCGGACCCGGUGCUGGGCUCGAAUACGAUGUUGGGUAUUCGGGAUGACAUGUGCUUCGAUCGGUUUGGCCGAUUGGGUCCAUACGGACUGGGAUACGGGGUCAAGAAGGGCGGCACAGGCGCGGGCAUGGAGGGCCAUCGUGAUGGUGCCGACCGUGUGUGGGAGGAUAUUCCGCCAGUGGACUUCCGACAGGUGGACUGGGCUGCCGCGCAAAACCGCUGUCACGCAGCCAACCGCCAUCGCUUUAAUGAACUGCCGGAGCCGCGUCUCAACCGCUUUGUUUCUAUGCCAAUGGGUAUUCCCAAGGUGAACAUCCCGCCGCCUGCAGAAGAUAGCCGCAACGAACCGCCCACGGUUGGACCCGAGCGUCUGCCGCGCACUGCGGUGGUGAUCCGCACAUGGCACGACUUCCACUAUACACCGGAAGAUAUUAUGUAUAUGCGCUCUGUCAUCUCGGAGCUCUCGCUGAUGUCCGGUGGCGAGUAUACUAUUCACUUCUUGGUCCAUGUCAAGGAUACCAAUCUUCAGAUCUGGUCUGAUGACGAGACAUACCAACGUGUACUUGACGAUGCGCUUCCAGAAGAGUUCCGCGGUAUGGGAACACUCUGGUCUGAGCCUCAGAUGGCCCUGAUGUAUCCCGGAUUGGAGGAGACCCUGACUCGCGGUUUGCCAAUCCACGGUGUCUACCGCAGCACGUAUAUGCCCAUGCAGUACUUCGCGUUCCAGCAUCCCGAGUACGAUUACUUCUGGAACUGGGAGAUGGACGCGCGUUACACGGGCCACUGGUACCACCUUUUCGACAAAGUUGGCGAAUGGGCGAAGAAGCAGCCGCGAAAGGGUCUCUGGGAACGUAACGCUCGCUUCUAUGUUCCCUCCGUCCACGGCUCCUGGGAAGACUUCCGGCAAAUGGUCCGCGUGCAGACCGAGAGCGGCACCAACUCCGCCAACAAUAUGUGGAGCGCUGCCAAUGGCGCCGGAGGCAGCGCGCGGAGCUCAAUGCACCAACAGGGUGACAAGUCCAUCUGGGGUCCUGAGCGCCCCGAUGAACGGGACAUUUUCGAAGUCGAGGGCGAGGGCAUCCCACCCACAAGCAUGGAUAAGGAUCAGUAUCAAUGGGGUGUGGGUGAGGACGCCGACCUAGUCGUUUUCAAUCCGCUUUACGACCCCGAGGGCACAACCUGGCUGUUGCGCGACGACGUGACAGGCUACAACAAGGAGAAGGGCAUGCCACCACGGCGCACGGCAAUCAUCACCGCGUCACGUAUUUCCCGCAAGCUCCUCACCACCAUGCACCGCGAAUGCAGUCUCAAGCGUCACAGUAUGUUCUCAGAGAUGUGGCCCGCGACCACCGCCCUGCACCACGGCUUCAAGGCUGUCUUCGUCCCACACGCCGUCUACGUUGACCGCCGCUGGCCCACCCGUUACCUGGAAUCAGUGUUCAAUGCCGGUCGCAAUGGAGCCUCCGGUGGCGCUCGUACAUCCAUCUUCGGCGAUCGUGAACACAACUUCCGUGGCACGACCUGGUUCUAUUCCGCAGGCUUCUCACCAAACCUCUGGCGCCGCUGGCUUGGUCUCCGCGUCGACAAUGACGGCGGUGAGCAGCAGGAACUAGCUGGCGAAGGCCGCAUGUGUCUUCCUCCUAUGCUGUUGCACCCCGUCAAAGAAGUCAAUAUGGUCAUUGACGAAGGAGAAAAAGCAGAGGACCGCUAA
Penicillium coprophilum is the source of this 2445-nucleotide messenger RNA. RefSeq names its product DUF3405 domain-containing protein. The coding region runs from base 1 to 2445 and encodes 814 amino acids. The record is from RefSeq and is a predicted model, not a curated record. The transcript has a single exon. Lineage: Eukaryota; Fungi; Ascomycota; Eurotiomycetes; Eurotiales; Aspergillaceae.